GCCGCCUUGGACAAAGGGAGGGGGCGGAAUCCCCUACAUACCAUACUGCAGUUUUUUUAGAAUUUUUAAUUUUUCUGGCUCUCUUUCUUUUUGGCUCCGGGGGCAAAAAACAGUCAAAGAAAGAAAGAAAGACAAAUAAAUACCCAUCCCCUCAUUCGCGCAGGCCUAUGAGAAGGCAAAUUAGGAUCGAUCGGGGAUGUUCAUGCUUGCGUGGUGUGUGACAAUUCACAUCACACACAAGCUCACAGCAGGGACCGCUGGAACACAUUACUCCUCCUCCGUCCUGCUAAAUAAUCUAUUCUUAUGGAGCCAAGAUCCGUAAACGGCUCAGGCAGCAGAGCGGAUCGUAGGUGAUGGAUAGAGAAUAUUCUCGAGCCAAGAUGUGCCACAUGGAAUGCUAAGUACAGCGCGUACACCGUAUCGUGCCAGGCGAACUCGGGUUGGGCCCUUGAUUCUGGGGGGAACUCACUCAGGAGCAAUCAGGAGUCACUAACUAAUAAGGAGUGGGAACAAGGAGGGAGGAAGUUUUAGCUGCGGAUUAGCAAAUGUCAGAAGUUAUAUAAAGUCCCCGCUGGAUAAAUUUGGAUGGUGUUUCAAACCCCCUCCCUGCGAAGUGCUGACAGCAGGCAGUUUUUGUAUGAUGUAGGUGAGCCUGCCCUAUCAUCAUCAGAAUAAAAAUAAUAAAUCUGAACCAAGAUCCUCCUCCAUCUGUCUGUCUGGAUAGGAUAGUCUGUCCGGAUAGGAUAGUCUGUCUGGAUAGCCUGGAUAGGACAAUAUGCCCAGCUGCACUAGGUGUGUUAGCGCUCAGGAUCUGAAAUUUCCCGUGCGAAUCAAGCGGGUUUUAGUUGCAAGGGGAAAUUGAUCAUCGACUGAAGUCUUCUUGCGCUUUCUUCCCGUCUCAUCUCAUCCUCAAGUCUCUCCAUCUCCAUCUCUCUCCGUCUCUCUCCAUCUCUCUCUCUCUCUCUCUCUCUCACCACCACCUCUACUGCUUUCUUCCUCUGCAUCCCUCUGCCCGUCCCUUCGAGGCUACAUCUCCCUUUUUUCAAAAGGAAGACAGUCAGCUGGCUGAAGCUAUUCAUUCCUUUUGCCUUCGUGCACUUACCGCCUCAAAGAGGACUCGCCCUUUUGCUUCUUGUUCUUGUUCUUCUUCUUGUCGUUCGUUUCAGCCGUCCAUAUUUCCCAAUUCUCCAUCCUACCCUCCCUUCAAGACAUCACUAUACAACCGUUGACCUGAGAGAGGCGGACUGUAUAGACAAAGCAACAAAAUAGACAAUAAAAAGGGAAUUGGCAUCGCCACUGGGAUAUACUCACUGGGAAAGGAAAGAAAAAGGAGCAGUUGUUUCUUGUUCUGAACGAAACGAAACAACCUCAUCCGCUGUUUAUUCACUGCGCACCGUGUUCUUUUAGGGGGGUCUUAUUAAUGUUUUAAAACAUCCCAAUCCACUUCCCAGCUGGAUGACUCGAUAAACGUCACUCCUUUGAUUCAUCAAUCAUCCCAUCAACACACUCCUUUUUUUCUUGUCGCGUCUGUCACUCUUUACACUGUUUCGCCCCGAGGGAAAUUGAGAUUGCAGGCUUUCCAAUCGUUCCUCCACUUUCAUUAUAUACGACGAACCUAGACUUCAUCCAGAAAAGCAACCUAUUAUCGAUAUUCCCGAGUCCGGACUCGAUACACACCGCCAUAUCAUAGGCAAACCAUAUACAUAUCUAUACCAAACAUGCAUUUGGGCAUCGUUUUCACCGCAGUUGUUGCGGCGACCAUCUCCCCGGCGUUGGCGUUCUGGCGUCUGCCAUGUCGGGGCCGUCUGGGCGUGGCCCGUCUUGAUCCACUGGUCAAUCCGGGUGCCAUCUCGUCUCACGCACACGUUAUUCACGGUGCCAGCAACUUCGGCAUGAGCGUCACUGUGGAUUCACUGUUAGCGUCUGACUGCACUUCCUGCGCUGUCAAGGAGGAUAAAUCCAUCUAUUGGACUCCCGCAACCUACUUCAAAUACCCCAAUGGCGAUACUGAAUUGGUGGACCAAGUCGGUGGUAUGCUUGUCUACUAUCUGCUGCGCGGAGAUAACGUGAAGGCCUUCCCAAAGGGCUUCCGUAUGCUUGCCGGUGACCCAUACCAGCGUAACUUCACCUGGCCAGUUCCAGACCCUCCCAAGUCCUCUUGGUCGGGGGCUCAAAGCUCCCAAUUUGCCCUCUCCCAAAAGGCAAUCGGUUUCAACUGCCUGAACUACGCGGGGGGCAAGAAUGAACCCACCCUCUUCCGCCACACCCUGCCAGACAAGAGCUACAUCGACGCCCACUGCCCUGAUGGCGUCCGCAUGGAGAUGAUGUUCCCAUCCUGCUGGAACGGCAAGGACCUCGACAGCCCCGACCACAAAUCCCACAUGGCAUAUCCCAGCCUUGUCGAGGACGGUGUGUGCCCCCAAGGCUUCGAAACCCGCCUCGUAUCCCUCCUUUACGAGACCAUCUGGAACACCGCCAAGUACAGGGGCGUCGAGGGUGAAUUCGUCCUCUCCAACGGCGACCCCCAGGGAAGUGGCUACCACGCCGACUUCAUGGAAGCCUGGGAGCCCGGCUCCCUCGAAAAAGCAGUGAAGACCUGCAGAAACCCCUCUGGCCGCGUCGAAGACUGCCCCGUCUUCACCCUUAUUUCCCAAGGAGAACAAAACAAAUGCAAGUUCAAGAUGCCCUCCAUCCUCGCCAACGAAGACUGCCAGUUCACCAAGGGCGGGCUUCCCGGCGCCGUCGAGAUCCUCCCCGGCCCCGCCUACGCCAAAUUACCCAAGAUCAAGGUCCCCGAAAUCAAGGCCCCGAAAAUCAAGCUCCCCGAGCUGAACGCCCCAGCGAAAGAUGCUGCCGGCCCGCUGCCAGCGGCAUCCACACCACCCCCGCCACCACCACCACCAGCACCAGCCGCAGCUACCCCUCCCCCUCCCCCUCCCCCACCCCCACCCCCACCUGCCCCCAAACCCUCCACAACCCCGGCCCCAGCCCCCGGCCAAUUCUUUGCGCCCAAAGAGGACUACAACGGAAACGCCACCCCGAUCUCCACGAGCACGUACACUGAGGGCAACGUCGUGUAUGAGGUUGUCAUCAUGGAGGAGAAGGUGACGACGACCAUUGAGCUGCCGGCGGGUGCGACCCCGCCUGCUGGAGCCAAGGCUGUGCGGAGGGCUCAUAAGCGUCAUGGACACGGGCAUUUCCAUUAAAAAGAGCUGGAGGGAUGGAAGCUUGUGAAGCUUGUUUUUGUGUUUUUUUUGUAUCUUUUUAUUUUCUCAUACUUUAUGGUGUGUGUGUGUGUGUGUGUGUGUGUGUGUGUAUGUGGUGGUGUCUAGCUAGCUGGGCGUGUGAUGCCCUGGUUAGAUUCGGGGAAGCAGGGGAAAGAGAUGGGAGUGGGUAGUGAGAUGCCUGUAGUUUUUAGGGAAGAGGAGAAGGAUAUUUUUUUUAUAUUUUUUCACAUAUUUUUCACCAUCUAUUUUAUCUCAAUAAGUUAGCUAGCCUCUGUGGAAUGUUAAAUAGGGUUGUAUUGUUUCCCCCCCUUGAUUUUGCCGUUUAGUUUUCACCCUUAGUAUCAUGCAUGCUCCACCUAUUUCUCCGAGAUCUCGUGCGGCUAUUGAAGAAUCUAUACGAAAAGUGAAAAGGGGUAAUAAUAACUUUCUU
Messenger RNA from Blastomyces dermatitidis ER-3, 3657 nucleotides. RefSeq names its product WSC domain-containing protein. The record is from RefSeq and is a predicted model, not a curated record. The transcript is spliced from 3 exons. Lineage: Eukaryota; Fungi; Ascomycota; Eurotiomycetes; Onygenales; Ajellomycetaceae. The coding region runs from base 1719 to 3206 and encodes 495 amino acids.